UAUAGGGGAGUGUAUUUACAUGUACCUUAGACCUCAACUGAAUUGAAUUGUGAAUUCACUUAAAUUAAUUUGAAAUGGAAUAUGUGAAACAAUUUAGGCCUUCUGUGAGCUGCACAGUGGAUACAGUACACUGUAACAAAACAUCAACAAAUACAGAGGUCAAUAAUCGACAUUCGUUCAAAGUCAACGGAUUUACCCCCUGCUUCACGCGAACCACCGAAGGCAUUUACAUUUUUACAUUUUUGUCAUUUAGCAGACGCUCUUAUCCAGAGCGACUUACAGUUAGUGAGUGCAUACAGCACCGUGGCCGGUUCCUCUUCUCGCACCUGUGCCUGUUCUAGAGCUCUGCUGACAGGAAGAGGCCAUCGCUCGCGCUUUUCAUUGAAGGAGCUGCUUUCACUCAUAAGCGCCCCCCUCCCUCCUUCCUUCUCUGGCAUCCGAGGCGGAGAUUGAAGAGAAAAUACAGAAAACACGUAGGCAGCGACGAGUCCGUGGUGCAGGCUGAGAUUGAUGUGCUGUGUCUGUGCGCGUGCAGCAUCUCAGCUCUCUCUCCAUGCAUAAGUUGUAUUUUCUGGCAUCCUUCAGAAAAGGCUCAACAAAUUCAGGUGUCUUUCGAUUCGAGGAUUAUAUUCAAUUCUAAAGCAGAUACCGGUUUAAAUUCAGUUUAGGUUACAAUCCGAAUUCUUAUCAAUUUCAAAAUUGUUCAGAAUAGGAGUUCUGCGAGGCUACAUCCUCUGUAAGGCAGCAAGAUGUUGGAUCCGUCAUCCAGCGAGGAGGAAUCGGAUGGUGGGAUGGUGGAGGAGGAACACCAUCACAAGGAGGCAUCGGCACCCCAGAGCGGAGCCCGCAUCUCUCCAAGCCGGACCAGCGAGAUCUCCGGCGGGCUUGCGCCCAGCAGCAGCAGCCGCAGUAGCGCUCGCCCGACCAGCCCGAGCCCGUCAGCUGCCAGCGAGCAGGAGAAGGUGGAGGAGGCGAAUUUGCUGAAGGAAGAAGAGGAGCGCAAAAAGAAGUUGCAACUAUAUGUCUUUGUGAUGCGGUGCAUUGCAUAUCCUUUCAAUGCAAAACAGCCCACCGAUAUGGCGAGGCGACAACAGAAGAUCACAGAGCAGCAGCUCCGGCAGACCAACGACCGCUUCAAAGCUUUCCUCAAUGGAGACACCCAGAUAGUGGCUGACGAAGCAUUCAUCAACGCAGUCCAGAGCUACUAUGAGGUGUUCCUGAAGAGCGACCGCGUUGCCAAGAUGGUCCAGAGCGGGGGCUUCUCAGCCAAUGACUGCAGGGAGGUGUUCAAGAGGCACAUCGAGAAGCGCGUCCGCAGCCUGCCCGAGAUCGAUGGCCUGAGCAAGGAGACAGUGCUCAGCUCCUGGAUGGCCAAGUUUGACACCAUCUACCGUGGGGACGAGGACCCACGCAAGGCUCAGCAACGCAUGACGGCUAGUGCAGCCUCUGAGCUCAUCCUCAGCAAGGACCAGCUCUACGAGAUGUUCCAGAACAUUCUGGGUAUCAAGAAGUUUGAGCACCAGCUGCUCUACAACGCCUGCCAGCUGGACAACCUGGAUGAGCAGGCUGCCCAGAUCAGACGGGAGCUGGAUGGACGUCUCCAGAUGGCCGAUCAGAUUGCCAGGGGAGGCAAAUUCCCGAAGUUUGUGUCGAAGGAGAUGGAGCAGAUGUACAUAGAGGAGCUGAAGGCGUCGGUGAACCAGCUGAUGGCCAACCUGGAGAGCAUGCCUGUGUCUAAGGGAGGAGAGUUCAAACUGCAGAAGCUGAAGAAAGGACACAACACCUCCAUCAUGGACAUGGGUCAGGAGGACGAGAACACACUGUCCAAGUCUGACGUGGUACUCUCCUUCACUCUGGAGGUGGUGAUCAUGGAGGUGGUGGGCCUGAAGUCUCUGGCUCCUAACAGGAUCGUGUACUGCACCAUGGAGGUGGAGGGAGGGGAGAAACUGCAGACAGACCAGGCUGAGGCCUCCAAGCCAACCUGGGGGACCCAGGGAGACUUCACCACCACACACCCCCUCCCUGCCGUCAAGGUGAAACUGUUUACAGAAAGCACUGGAGUGCUGGCCCUGGAGGAUAAAGAGCUGGGCAGGGUGGUCCUCCACCCGACCCCUAACAGCCCCAAGGCAUCAGAGCUCCAUAAGAUGGCCCUCACCAAGGCCUGCCCCGACCAGAACCUUCAGAUCAAACUGGCCAUCCGCAUGGACAAACCGCAGAACAUGAAGCAUUCUGGGUAUUUGUGGGCUUUUGGGAAAAACGUCUGGAAGCGCUGGAAGAAGCGUUUCUUCGUCCUGGUGCAGGUGAGCCAGUACACCUUUGCCAUGUGCAGCUACAGAGAGAAGAAGUCUGAGCCACAGGAGCUGCUACAGCUGGAUGGCUACACUGUGGACUACACCGACCCCCAGCCAGGUUUGGAUGGCGGCAGGGCGUUCUUCAACGCGGUGAAGGAGGGCGACACUGUGAUCUUUGCCAGUGAUGACGAGCAGGACCGCAUCCUGUGGGUCCAGGCCAUGUACCGGGCCACCGGUCAGUCCCACAAGCCUGUGCCCCCCACCCAGGUCCAGAAACUAAACUCCAAGGGGGGCGCCGCCGCUCAGAUGGAUGCGCCCAUCUCCCAGUUCUCUGGACUUAAGGACGCAGACAGAGCUCAGAAACAUGGCAUGGAUGAGUUUAUCUCGGCUAACCCCUGUAGCUUCGACCACACCUCCCUGUUCGAGAUCGUCCAGAGGCUCACGUUGGACCACAGGCUCAAUGACACCUUCUGCUGCCUGGGAUGGUUCAGCCCGGGCCAGGUGUUUGUCCUGGAUGAGUACUGUGCCAGGAACGGCGUGCGGGGGUGUCACAGACACCUGGGUUACCUAGGGGACCUGCUGGAGAGGGCGGACAGAGGAGCCAUGAUCGACCCCACCCUGCUGCACUACAGUUUCGCUUUCUGCGCCUCCCAUGUCCAUGGUAACAGGCCUGACGGGCUGGGAACAGUGAAGGUGGAUGAAAAGGAGCGCUUUGAAGAAAUCAAAGAGCGAUUGCGUGUGAUCCUGGAACACCAGAUCACUAACUUCAGAUAUUGCUUCCCGUUCGGACGUCCAGAGGGAGCCUUGAAGGCCACGCUGUCUUUGCUGGAAAGGGUGCUGAUGAAGGACAUUGUGACUCCAGUCCCACAAGAGGAAGUGAAGGGAGUCAUCCGUAAAUGUCUGGAGCAGGCUGCUCAACUCAACUACGCAAAAAUCACAGAAUAUGCCAAAAUCGAAGGGAGAAAGAGGGAAAUGUUUGAGCACCCUGUCUUCUGCUUGGCGUCACAAGUGAUGGAUUUAACCAUCCAGAACGUAGGCCGGUUAGUCACGCCCGCCAAAAAACUUGAGGACACUAUUCGCCUGGCCGAGCUAGUCAUAGAGGUCCUCCAGCAGAACCAGGAGCAUCAUGCGGAGGCUGCAGUCACAAGUUCUGGAGAUCAAUCGGGCAAAGAGGCCUUUGCCUGGUGGUCUGACCUGAUGACGGAGCACGCUGAGACCUUCCUGGCCAUGUAUGCCGUGGACAUGGAUGCUGCUCUGGAAAUCCAGUCUCCUGAGAGCUGGGACAGCUUCCCUCUCUUCCAGCUGCUCAACGACUUCCUCCGCACUGACUAUCACCUGUGCAAUGGGAAAUUCCACAAACACCUGCAGGACCUCUAUGCUCCCCUGGUGGUUAGAUAUGUGGACCUGAUGGAGUCCUCCAUCGCUCAGUCUAUCACCAGGGGCUUUGAGGGAGAGUCUUGGGUGCCUGUAAAGAGUUUAACAAGUAAUCUGCCCAAUGUGAAUCUCCAAAUACCAAAUGUCAACCUCCAAAUUCCCAAAGUACCAAAUCUGCCGCCAGUAGCAGGACUAUCAGUUAACCUUCCAACAAUGCCUAGUUUUUCCACCCCGUCAUGGAUGGCUGCUAUCUAUGACCCUGACAAUGGCUCUGGGACGUCGGAGGACCUGUUCUGGAAGCUGGAGGCACUGCAGACCUUCAUCAGGGACCUACACUGGCCCGAGGAGGAGUUUGCCAAACACCUGGAGAACCGCAUGAAGCUCAUGUCCAGCGACAUGAUUGAGAAUUGCGUCAAACGCACUAGGAUGGCAUUUGAGUCCAAGCUGGCAAAGAGCAGCAGGGGUACAGACUUCCGCAUCUCUGCAGCAAUAUGCACCAUGUUCAAUGUGAUGGUGGAUGCGAAGGACCAGUCCUCCAAGCUGUGUGCCAUGGAGAUGGGCCAGGAGAAACAGUACCACACCCAAAUAGAUGAACUGAUUGAGGAGAGUGUAAAGGACAUGAUCCAACUCAUGGUGGCAAAGUUUGUGGUUAUUCUGGAGGGUCUGUUGGCCAAGAUCUCCCGAUACGAUGAAGGCACUCUAUUCUCAUCUUUCAUGUCAUUCACGGUGAAAGCUGCCUCAAAGUAUGUGGACGUCCCUAAGCCUGGGAUGGACGUUGCCGACGGUUACGUCACCUGUGUCCGCCACUCUCAGGACAUUCUACGAGAUAAGGUCAAUGAGGAGGUGUAUAUAGAAAGAUUAUUUGAUCAAUGGUACACAGCCACCAUGAACCUGCUGGGGACCUGGCUCACUGAGCGCAUGGACCAGCAGCUCCAUCUCUACCAGCUCAAGAUCCUCAUCAGGAUCGUCAAGAAAAAGUACCGUGACUUCCGUCUGCAGGGGGUGCUAGACUCCACCCUGAACAGUAAGAUGUAUGACACGGUGAGGAACAGGCUGACCUUGGAGGAGGCCAACGCGUCCAUGAAGGAGGGAGGGAUGGGGGGCAUCUCCAUGAAGGACAGCGACGAAGAGGAUGAAGACGAUGACUAGAGCCCAGUGACGCCCGACCUCAGAACUGGCACCGACGCCUCCCUUUACCAAUGCAUGUACCAACUCUGUUACUCAGACAGCCACUCUAGGACCUCUUUGUCAUCUCGAAAUGCCGAUGAAGGACCUAUAAUAAACAAUAAAAAUAGUAAUUACUAUGCUGAGGAAAAAUAAUACAAAUAAAGAUGUUGAAAAAAUAAACCAUGAUUGACAGUUUAGCUGUGUCAUGAUGAAGAUAGCACCGAUGAUAUCUUUGACUCAUUGAUUUCUAAAUUCAUUUCUGUGUUCCUAAGCAAUAUGGAGUACCAUUUGUUUGACAAUGUUGAGUGAGAUUAUUAGGUGUGUCCCUGUCCAAUGCAAACCUAUAUGGCACUUUGUUGUAUUCUACAUUCAUUAUAAUGGUACAUUGUCGUGGCGAUGAGUGUAUAGACCCUUUUCUUUGUAUUGUCUGUCUUUAAGUGGAUGCCAACUGCUUCAAACUGAAAAUUACCCUCUGUAUUUAAGUUCAAUGCUGUUUAGGAUAAGCAUCUCGUCUACUCACUCUACUCUCACCACCAUAGUAUGUUCUAGAACGUCCAUUUCUUCAUCUGUGUCAAUGCUUUGUGACCUCAUAAUCUUUCACCCUAUCACUAACGAGACAUCGUCCAGCAGCCAUCUUGAACUAAAAUGAGUGGGUAUUCUAGAAAUGCAAUAUUCUCAAAGCUCCAUUUUGAUAUCUUGUUGGAGAUUAUAUUUUUAUUUCUACGUUGUUGAAACGACCUUGAAACAGGUUCUAAUCUAUUUUAAAUUUAGUUGCACGUUUACAGAGAAAAGAGAGCUAAAAAUAAAAUGUUUUUUUAUUUACCAAAAUGAAAGUUGGUCUGUCUUUUUAGUUUUAUUGCGUAUUUGAUUAGGAUGAGAUGUGUGGCAUUUCUUUGGGUCUCACUGUUGUUUGUAUAUACACAACGCUGUACAUUGCAUUCUGAGCCAUUGCUGCAUGCCCGUGGGUCCCCACCCUCUCCGAAUGCUUUCCGUUUUGUGUGAAAUUAGCUGGUGGAUUCAUUCUUGCUUUUGCCUUAUGAAAGCCAAGUUGUAAUAUGCAAGAGCUGUGGCCUCUAAAUAAAAUUACUGUACAAAUA
This is a messenger RNA of Coregonus clupeaformis (lake whitefish), 5929 nucleotides long. RefSeq names its product calcium-dependent secretion activator 1. Bases 750 to 4814 code for a protein of 1354 amino acids. Gene Ontology annotation, cellular component: glutamatergic synapse. Gene Ontology annotation, biological process: synaptic vesicle exocytosis; positive regulation of exocytosis; dense core granule exocytosis. The transcript has 32 exons. The record is from RefSeq and is a predicted model, not a curated record. NCBI's taxonomy places the organism in Eukaryota, Metazoa, Chordata, Actinopteri, Salmoniformes, Salmonidae.